This is a messenger RNA of Labrus mixtus (cuckoo wrasse), 6463 nucleotides long. It is a transcript of the gene cadps2, whose product is annotated as Ca++-dependent secretion activator 2. The coding region runs from base 317 to 4270 and encodes 1317 amino acids. Gene Ontology annotation, biological process: positive regulation of exocytosis; synaptic vesicle exocytosis; dense core granule exocytosis. The record is from RefSeq and is a predicted model, not a curated record. Gene Ontology annotation, cellular component: glutamatergic synapse. The transcript is spliced from 30 exons. Lineage: Eukaryota; Metazoa; Chordata; Actinopteri; Labriformes; Labridae.
GCAGAGGGCGCGAGCUCCGUGCAGCAGGCAGCAGCAGCAAGUGGCGGCGGGCGCGCGCUGCCAUUCCAGCACUCAUUCCCACGGUGCAACGGAACGGAGCGCACUCAGCGACUACCUUAACCCUUCAAACUCCGCCCACCCCUCAACCAAAAACUAACAUCCCUCACUCAAACACAGCUCAACGACAGCAGCGGCAGGGAAACACUGUGACGUUUGUGAAGUGCAGCUGUUGACGCCACGUCGACUUAAAUAAACAGAAAACACUGUAACAGGUGUUUCGUUCUUUCUUUCUUUCUUUCUUGUUCCGCCGUGCACCAUGCUGGAUCCUUCCUCCAGCGAAGACACCGGCGGGGAGUCCGACCCAGAAGUUGUGCAGGAGCCUCCAAGGAAAGCGGCUGGCUCCUCGGCGGGGAAACGGGGCAACAACAACAACAGCAGCAGCAGCGGCGGCGGCAGCAGCAACCGGGCGGGGGGCCAGAAGCGGCAGCCGGCCGCACCUGGAGCUGCCCCCGGCAAAGGUGCCAAAGACAACAACGCUACUACAGGUGAAGAGGAGGAGAGGAAAGAGCGCGAGCGGAUCCAAAAGGAGGAAGAAGAGAGGAAAAUUAAACUGCAGAUCUAUGUGUUCGUCCUGCGGUGUAUAGCCUACCCCUUCAACGCCAAGCAGCCCACAGACAUGGCCCGACGGCAGCAGAAGGUGAACAAGCAGCAGCUUCAGGCGGUGAAAGAUCGUUUUCUGGCCUUCCUCAGCGGGGAAACUCAGAUUGUGGCGGAUGAAGCUUUCUGCAACGCUGUGAGGAGCUACUAUGAGGGCUUCCUGAAGAGCGAGCGAGUUUCCCGGAUGGUUCAGAGUGGCGGCUGCUCGGCCAACGACUUUCGCGAGGUCUUCAAGAAGAACAUCGAGCGACGCGUCCGCAGCCUCCCGGAGAUCGACGGCCUGAGCAAAGAGACAGUUCUCAGCUCCUGGAUCGCCAAGUACGACUCCAUCUACAGGGGGGAUGAGGAUAUGAGGAGGCAGCCUCACCGGGCUCACCUGAGCGCCGUGUCGGAGCUCAUCCUCAGCAAGGAGCAGCUGUACGAGAUGUUCCAGCAGAUCCUCGGCAUCCGGAAGUUUGAGCACCAGCUACUGUACAACGCCUGCCAGCUGGAUAACGUGGACGAGCAGGCGGCUCAGAUCAGGAGAGAGCUGGACGGAAGGUUACAGCUGGCUGAGAAGAUUUCCAGAGAGAGGAGAUACCCAAAGUUCGUCUCUGCAGACAUGGAGCCUCUCUACGUGGAGGAGCUGCGGUCGUCCGUCAACCUACUCAUGGCCAACCUGGAGAGUCUGCCCGUGUCUAAAGGAGGUCCGGACUUCAAACAGAAACUCAAACGCUCCUCGCUGAACAACUCCUUCUUAGACAUGGGAGACGAGGGAGACAUCCUGUCCAAGUCUGACGUCGUGCUGUCCUUCACACUCGAGAUUGUGAUCGUGGAGGUCCAGGGUCUGAAGUCUGUGGCUCCCAACAGGAUCGUUUACUGCACCAUGGAGGUGGAGGGAGGAGAGAAGCUGCAGACGGACCAGGCCGAAGCCUCCAGACCACAGUGGGGGACUCAGGGGGACUUCACCACGACUCACCCUCUGCCCUCGGUCAAAGUGAAGCUGUUCACAGAAAGUACGGGAGUCCUGGCUCUGGAGGACAAGGAGCUCGGCCGGGUGAUCCUGAACCCGACCACCAACAGUCCGAAGCAGACCGAGUUUCACCGCAUGGUCGUCCCAAAGAACAGCCAGGACUCUGAGCUGAAGAUCAAACUGGCCGUCCGCAUGGACAAACCGCCCAACAUGAAGCACAGCGGGCACCUGUACGCUCUGGGACAGAGAGUCUGGAAACGCUGGAAAAGACGAUAUUUUGUUCUUGUUCAGGUGAGUCAGUACACAUUUGCCAUGUGCAGCUACAGAGAGAAGAAGGCCGAGCCGGUGGAGCUGAUGCAGCUGGAGGGCUACACAGUGGACUACUGCGACCCUCAGCCAGGUCUGCAGGGUGGUCGGGUGUUUUUCAACGCGGUGAAGGAAGGCGACCUGGUGAUGCUUGCCUGUGACGACGAGCAGGACCGGAUGCUGUGGGUCCAGGCCAUGUACCGAGCCACGGGACAGUCCUACAAACCGGUCCCACCGCUGCAGAACAAAACUACAAACUGUAGAGGAGGACUACAGAAACCAGCAUCCCCCAUCAGUCUGGACCCGUCUCAGCGUCAGGGCGUGGAGGAGCUAAUCUCUGCGGGUCCAUCUCGCUUCGACCACGCCGCUCUAUUCACCAUUUUACAGAAAAGCACCCUGCAGCACCGCAUGAACGACUCCUUUUCCUGCCUGGGUUGGUUCAGCCCCGGUCAGGUGUUCGUCCUGGACGAGUACUGCGCCCGUUACGGCGUCCGAGGCUGCCACCGUCACCUGAGCUACCUGAAGGACCUGAUGGAUUACUCGGAGAACAACGCGCUGGUAGACCCCACGCUGCUGCACUACAGCUACGCCUUCUGCGCCUCCCACGUCCACGGAAACAGACCCGAUGGGAUGGGGACGGUGACGAUGGAGGAGAAAGAUCACUUUGAGGCCAUCAGGAGCCGCCUCAUGGCUCUGCUGGAGAACCAGAUCACAUAUUUCAGGUACUGCUUUCCCUUUGGACGACCAGAUGGGGCCCUGAAGGCGACGCUGUCUCUGCAGGAACGGGUGUUGAUGAAGGACAUCACCACGCCGGUUCCUCCUGAGGAGAUGAAGAAACUGGUGCAGAGGUGUCUGGAAAAAGCAGCAAAGAUCAACUACAGCCAGCUGAUGGAGUACGCUCAGAUCAAAGUGGAUACUCAGGCAGCUGCGGAGAAAAGACUGGAGGACAUGUUGAGGUUGGGAGAGCUCUCCAUCGAAGUCCUGCAGCAGAACGAGGAGCAUCACUCCGAGGCUUUCUCGUGGUGGCCGGAUCUGAUGGCUGAACACGCCGAGACCUUCCUGUCUCUUUACAGAGCGGACAUGGACGCCGCUCUCCAGAUACAGCCUGUGGACUCUUGGGACAGCUUCCCACUCUUCCAGCUCCACAACAACUACCUACGGACAGAUCCUCACCUGUGCAAUGGACCCUUCCACAAACACCUACAGGACCUGUACGUGCCCCUAGUGGUCCGCUACAUCGACCUGAUGGAGUCGUCCAUCGCUCAGUCCAUCCACAGAGGCUUCGAGCAGGAGACCUGGCAGUCUGUAAAGUCAAUAACUAACAAUCUCGCCAGCGUUCCUCUUCCUAAAGUCCCCAGCCUCCCUCUCACGCUGCCACCGAUGCCCAGCUUCUCAGCGCCGGCUUGGAUGGGACCACUGUGUGAAAACACCCUGCAAGGGAUAAAUCUACCCGACGUCUUCAAUGGCUCGGCCACCUCGGAGGAUUUGUUCUGGAAGCUGGACGCUCUACAGAUGUUCGUGCUGGACCUCCACUGGCCAGAACCUGAGUUCGCCAAACAUCUGGAGCAGAGACUCAAACUGAUGGCGAGCGACAUGAUGGAGGCCUGCGUCAAGAGAACAAAAACGUCAUUUGAUUCCAAAAUGCAGAAAGCAAAUAAGUCGACAGACUUCCGGGUGCCGCUGUCGGUCUGCACCAUGUUCAACGUGCUGAUGGACGCAAAGAAGCAGUGCUCCAAACUCUGCGUGCUGGACACCGGACAAGAGUUUGACAAACAAUGGCAACAGUACCACUCCAAAAUCGAUGUUCUGAUUGACGACGCAUUGAAAGAAAUGAUUUCGUCGCUCGUCACGAGGUUUUCUGCCGUUUUGGACAGUGUCCUCUCCAAGCUCUCCCGAUACGAUGAAGGCACAUUCUUCUCUUCCAUCCUCUCUUUCACGGUGAAAGCAGCUGCCAAAUAUGUGGAGGUCCCUAAACCAGGGAUGGAUCUGGCCGACACCUACAUCACCUUCGUACGACAGAACCAGGACAUCCUCCGAGACCGUGUCCAGGAUGAGCUCUGCAUCGAGAAGGUUUUUGAUCAAUGGUACACGUGCUCCACGAAGGCGGUGUGCAUUUGGCUGACGGACAGACUGGACCUGCAGCUUCACAUGUACCAGCUGAAAACACUCAUCAAGAUUGUAAAGAAGACCUUCCGUGACUUCAGGCUGCAGGGCGUCCUGGACGGCACGCUGAACAACAAGAGCUACGAGACCGUCUACAACCGCUUGACGGUGGAGGAAGCCACGGCGGCGGUCAAAGCGGGCGACGGCCUGCAGGGAAUCAGCAUGAGAGACAGCGAUGAGGACGACGAUUGAACACACACAUCUUACCUUCCUGUACCGGGUUACUACCUGAGUAUCAUCUUAGAGAACGGCUCGGACCUUUAGUACAGUCAGAGACGAUUCCUCCCGCUGAGUUGUUUCUUUCUCAAGAUAAAACAGAAACUACAAACCGUCUACAGACAAUAAAUCAACGUUUACAGAUCGCUGCUGUGUAAAAUAGCCAUUUCCAACGUGGAAAGCUAAGCUAAUGGUCGCUAGUGAGGCGUGUUGUGGAUAUAUUUCCUCGACUGAAAUCCUCGUUUCACUCGAUCAAAGUGUUCGCUGAAGUCAGAUGUUUCAGUCUGAGGAUCGAUGACCCACUGCUCAGUAUACAAACGUGCUGCACGGCGUUUAGCGGGGACAGGAAAUGCAAAUGUUCUACAGGUCUGCAGAUAAUAAUACCUUUAUUUACAUGACACAUUUUAAAGUGCUUUGACAGACAAAUCACAGAAGCAGUUCUAUGUUACAGGUUAGCAAGCAGAUUUGGUUUUAAUAGAUUUUUUUUAUUUAAUAUACACGUCGAAAAGACUUCAACACGAAGUAAACUAUAAUAUCAUACAAAUUAAACUAAAGUACCGUGCUUAUGUCCUUAAUUAAAAAAAGAUAGUUAUUUUUGAUUGGCUGGUUUCAUGGUCAAAGUAGCCAUGCAUGAAGCAGCUAACAACAGCUAGCAGUCCGAGCGCCACUCUUCAAUUUGAAGAACAUGAAAAAUAUGUGUCUUCUUAUUUGUGAUGAUUUAGGUGCUAGUUAGCUUGUUAUUGUUGUAAACCCUCCAUCCUGAUUUACUCGUCUAGUGCGGUUCAUGAGCUCUCGGGUCAUAGAGUGAGCACAUUGAUCGUGAGCUGUGGUCGUGCGUUGAACGAUUCAGUCGUACAGUGUGACCUGGCGCUCCACCAGGACAUGUUAUGCAAUCGUCCAGUGUACACCGGGCUUUACUCUGCAAAGUACGACGGUGUCUUCAACGGUCUGACACGCGUAGUAGUAGUAACUGUCAUUUAUCCUGACUAAAGGUCCCGAUCAGGUAAGGGUGAACACUCAGGUAGUAACCUCCCCUCCCCAUCCCACGCUCAUUACCCGGACACUGCUGUACAUAUGUGUUGAGGUGAACACACGCACACACACUAGUGAGAAUGUACUUCAAACGGGACGUCGAGGCGAGGCGAGGCUUCUGAAGGACUCUCUGUACGGUGCUGAGACGAACCUCGGUCUCCCUCUCUCACCUGCAGGACAGGAAGCCCCGCCCACGCCCCCUCCUCCACGAGCAGCCAUACUUUAAUUGAUGUCACUUUGUACAGUAGAGCUCAGCGAUGGUCGUUAGUGCAGCUCUUUCCUGUUUUGUUGUGGCGUGUUGUUCGAAACCCCAAACAUUUCUCUGGCAGCUUCAAACCCCCCCCGGUCCAGGCCAAAUUGAUGCAUCUCGUUUUUCUGCAGCGAAAUGAUCUCAAGAGGUUUAUCUGAAAGGAAGCUUGGAAUUGUAAGGUUGUAGCAGCUCCCCGCCCAGAAACGUCCCGAGUCAACCAGAAAUAAGCAGAACAGUAAAGUCCAGUCAGAGGACAGGGUCUCUGCAGACACAGUCACCACCACACAUGUAUGGAGGCCCAGAAGGGACGGUGGAGCAGCUUCACUUUAGGAGAAGUCUGUAUUUUAUUUUGAAGGUGAAAGCUGCUGACUCCGUCUUUAAAAAAGGAAAUGAAUCUUUUACCAGUUCGUCUUUGUCCUUUCUUAUUAAGUUCGUCUUACCCUGGAGUGUUUUUAAUUCCAAACCUGUUUGAGUUUCUUGCCCUCCAUGUUUCAUUUAUCAAUCAGACUUUCAAUUAGUUUUAAAGGUAUCAAAAGAAGUGAUCGUUAAAUGUAUUGGCUGCAUAUAAAGAUGGACGACAUGUGUACCUAUCAUGCAAAAGUGUGAUGUUUUGGCUUCACUUUGAGGGAGCUGUCAUGUCCUCCAUCUUUUCAAAACAGUCCAUAAUAAAUUAAUUAAUUAUAACGAAACCUGGAAGUCCUUAACAGCUAAAUCAGUGGUUCUCAAUUUGUCUAGCCCACCAACACCAGCUCCUCCCUGAAAAACAGGGACCCAAAUUUGUGAUAUUUUUCAACCAAUCAGAUUUAUUAAAUGCUAAAUUGUGCAGUUCUUUGCAGCUUCCGUGAAAUAUUUUGUAGCUCAGGCGAUGCAAAGCAUCUGAAGGAAGC